Molecule: messenger RNA, 656 nt
Organism: Anopheles nili
Lineage: Eukaryota; Metazoa; Arthropoda; Insecta; Diptera; Culicidae
Gene: COX5A
Product: cytochrome c oxidase subunit 5A, mitochondrial
Exons: 2
Coding region: 65-526 (153 amino acids)
Biological process (GO): mitochondrial electron transport, cytochrome c to oxygen
Cellular component (GO): mitochondrial inner membrane
Source: RefSeq, a predicted model, not a curated record
UUACUUAACACUGGUGAUAUUUGGUGGUGCUUUUUCUCUUCAUUCCGGUGGUAUAAAAUCGACAAUGCUUCGUUUUGCUGCAGGCCGUGUGCUGGGCGGACUCCGCAGUGCCGCCGGGCUGAAGAGCAGCCAAUCGAUGGUUGGUGCCAUGGUUGUGCGCCACUCGCACAGCAACGAAACCGAUGAAGAGUUCGAUAGCCGCUAUGAGGCAUACUUCAACCGGCCGGAAAUCGAUGGCUGGGAGGCACGCAAGGCCAUGAACGAUCUGCUCGGCAUGGAUUUGGUGCCGGAACCCAAAAUCAUCGUGUCCGCGCUGAAGGCCUGCCGUCGUCUGAACGACUUUGCCCUGGCCAUUCGCUUCCUGGAGGGAGUGAAGGACAAGUGUGGCGACAAGAAAAACGAAAUCUACCCCUAUCUGCUGCAGGAAAUCCGCCCCACCCUGACCGAGCUCGGCAUUGACACCCCCGAGGAAUUGGGUUACGAUCAGCCAGAGCUGGCUCUGAAAUCGGUGUACGACAUGCACUAAAUUCGUGUGUUUAGCUUCUUCGUAAGUGUAUGGUGCGUUGCCUCUGCCACCCUCGGUCGGACAGAUAGGCUUAGUCGUGGUCGUUUUGUCAAUAAUAAAUGAAUACAAAGCCAGCUGUUACAUAAUUGGA